UUUUUAUUAUAUGCUUUGCUUUAAUUAAAAUAUAUUGGUUUCUCUGUGAGGUUAUAUGGCACCAGAUCUGUUAGUGUGGUUAGCCGGUGUAGUUUGUUUAUCUCCAUUACUAGGUAACAGGUGUGCUCAUCUUACCAGCUGCUGGAGAGAAUAUAUACCUGUGGAUGGAUAUAUCCACCGGGACAAAACAUCAAAGCACAUGAGACAUUACUAUUGAUUCUCACAGAAUAUACAGAAUUUAAUUCAGGAAAAAUAACUUUAGGCCAACAGUUAAGAGAACUAACAAUGGCACUGGCAAGUGGACACUGGAUUGACAAGGAAAUUGCAGGAGUACCUCCAAGUCCAAGAUAUGGCCAUGCGAUUGCUGUUGCAGGAAAUAUUGCAUUCUUGUUUGGAGGAGCAUCAAACGUAAACACAGAGGAUUAUCUUCCAACAUAUCUUCAUGACUUUUACAUGAUUACAGUUUCAGCUAAUCGUGUGACGUGGGAGCAGAUGCCUCAAAAAGGAGACGUUCCCACAGCAAGAGCAGGACACUCACUGUGUGUAGUUAAAGGCAAACUCUACUUGUUUGGAGGUUCAUCACAUCCUGAAGCUAAAGAAUGUUUGCCUGGUGUCUACUGCUUUGAUAUUGUGACUAUGACCUGGGAGAAGCUGCUCACUGCUGGUGUAUCUCUGCGGACAUUAAAACACAGUUCAGCAGCUCUAGGAGAGAAUAUCUAUGUGUAUGGAGGAAUCCUGGAUGGAGUCCCUACAGAUGAUCUUAUGAUGUUUAACACAGUGUCAUUGAUUUGGAUGCCAAUCAAAACUACUGGCACUCUCCCUUUAGAAAGGUUUAAUCAUUCACUUGCUGUAGUGGGCGAGCAGAUAUUCUUGUUUGGAGGAUGCUCAGAGGACGGUUCACCUCUCAAAGACAUAUAUGCCCUGAAUACAGAAACCCUGAUCUGGGAACAGUGUAAAGUGAAAGGAGACUGUCCUGUCGUUUGUGCUGGUCAGACUUUCACAUCACAUCAUGACAAGGAUAUUUACUUAUUUGGGGGAACAGUCACUAAUCCAGAUGGAGCAGAAACAUCAACCAGUGAAAUUUACAAAUUAAGCAUCGCAAAGAUGAAGUGGAAGAUACCGCUGUAUGUGGGCAUUCCCCCCGCCAGACGUCAUGGACAUACAGCAUUCAUUGUUCAUAGUCAUCUUUAUGUGUUUGGAGGCAAAAAUGAAGAGCAAGAAUUUAAUGACCUGAAAAUAAUGAAAUUAAUCAAUCCAUCUGAAAGACAGCCAGUGAUGAAAGAGAUUCUGUCUGAGUUUGGACUACAUGGAAACAGUUUCGCUCCAACCAAGAUACCCAACGUGAAGUAUGAGCUCAGUCAGUCACCAGUGAUCAUGAAAAGCUACAAUGGUGAACAUAUUCAGGUGACGGGACAUAGAGAUUUCACAGCAGUACGUGAUGAGGCUAUGAAAAUGAUUCACAAAGCCUUUGCUAUAUUAGAUGAUGAAUUCCAAAAACUAGACCGGGAGAAGGCUGAACUUGCACGAGACACAGAGAUUUUGCGAAAUGAGAGGGACGCUCAAAAUGAGCAUCUCCAAAGACAGAAACAGGAACUUGAGGACAUGCUGGAGAGACACAAAGCUCAGAAUGAGGCUUGGCUCCGUGCACGUGCAGACGAGAAUGACAAGGAAAGGAAAGAGCUGUGUAAACUGAGGGAGGAGGUGCUUCACGAGCAGGAGAGACUGAAAGAGGAGCAAUGCAACAUCCAAAAACGCAGUGAGCAGCUCCUGUCCAUUAUGCAGCAGUUCAAAGGCAUGUGAAGACACUGUCUCCAUGGCAACCACACAGGGAGACGGCCAAAUUUUGUUUGGGAAACAGCGAGAUUAUUGAUGCCACUCCUUUACGGUGAUAUUUGGGGUUGAUCGUCUGGAUGAUGAUCUGGUGAUUCUGCUGUGCGUGUCACAACACAUUAGACAACUAAAUUGCUAACUUUAGACAAAGAACAGGAUUCCUUUAUUACCGGUUAAAAAAAUAAAUGCUUAAAAAUGCUUUAACGGGUUAUUUUAUCAUUUCUCUGAAACAUAAUGAAUUAAAUGUUUGUUUACUAUCAGUUUGUAUACAAAGUUGUCAAAAAUUAUCAUACUUUCAUGACUUUUUCAUGGCCUUUACAUUCUGUAUGCCAUACAACAGUGAUGUGUAUUUAAUUGUUAACUAGUAAAGCACAGAAAUUGGACUUUUAUU
This is a messenger RNA of Misgurnus anguillicaudatus (oriental weatherfish), 2221 nucleotides long. RefSeq names its product kelch domain-containing protein 3. Lineage: Eukaryota; Metazoa; Chordata; Actinopteri; Cypriniformes; Cobitidae. Gene Ontology annotation, molecular function: protein binding. The record is from RefSeq and is a predicted model, not a curated record.